This is a messenger RNA of Arachis duranensis, 3350 nucleotides long. RefSeq names its product BEL1-like homeodomain protein 4. The record is from RefSeq and is a predicted model, not a curated record. The coding region runs from base 603 to 3032 and encodes 809 amino acids. Gene Ontology annotation, molecular function: RNA polymerase II cis-regulatory region sequence-specific DNA binding; DNA-binding transcription factor activity, RNA polymerase II-specific. The transcript has 5 exons. Lineage: Eukaryota; Viridiplantae; Streptophyta; Magnoliopsida; Fabales; Fabaceae. Gene Ontology annotation, biological process: regulation of transcription by RNA polymerase II.
AAAAAAAAAAACUAAAGGAAGAGGUGAAGAUAGUAUAGAGUAUAUAGACUAAAGGAGGAGAAGAAACAGCGACUUCUUCUCUUCCCUCUCUCUUCCUUCGCACACUGCGUUUGUUUGUUUUCAGACAGAUAUAUGAGUCUCCCCAAAAGCCUCCAUUUUUAAUAUUAUUAUUGUGUGUGUGUGCAACUUCAAUUGCAUCUUUCUUUCUUUUUCCAUAAGGUGAUUUGCAAAAACACUUACUGCAAAGAGCAACAAAGAGAGAAGAAAAGAAAAGGAGAGAAAGAGAAAGAAAGAGAGACGACAGGAGACAGAGUGACAACACACAUAUAUAUACAGAGAGAGAGAGAGAGAGAGAAUUGAAGAAGAAGCUUUCAAUACCGCAGAAGGGAAAACGAUGUCUGAGAGCUUUACAUCCUUUCAUACUCUGCAACUCUAAUAAGAGAUUCGCUUAUGGUUCCGGCGCUGAUCCUCAACCGCUCAUCACUCAUCAACUCAAUUAUUGCAGAGUGGUAAUUUACAAGAGAGGGUGAAAUUAAAUUAAAGUGGGUUGCAGACCAAAGAAAAAAACCGAAGAUGAUGAGCAAUAAUAAUAAUAUUUCAUCAUGGGAAUAGCAACACCGCCACCAAUUCCUUCCAUUCUCUCUCACUCAAAGACUAAUAACUACCAGCAGCACCAUUCUUUCACCAUAAUCGAGAAGCCUGAAGAAGAAGAAGAAGAAGGAUUAAACGCUUCUAAUUCUAUGUCCCAAGAUUACCACCACCACAAUCAAGGAAUCUUCACCUUCUCCAAUAAUGGGUUCGAGAGAUCCACACAGGUAACAAACCAAGAACACCAUCACCAACAUCAACACCACUUGGCUCAGCAAAUUCGGAGGGACAAAGUGAGGGUGCAAGGCUUCGAUCCACAGCAACCGCCUCCGGCACAGCCACCAACAGCCAUAAUUGGAAUAGAAGAAUCCGGAGGCAUCCCGGGGUACGAAACUGCCGGGAUGCUAUCGGAGAUGUUCAAUUUCCCGCCGGUUGUAGAUGCUGCGGCCGGGGAAUUAUUGGAGCAGCCAAUGAUAGCGACGUUUCGUUCCCCAACGACGACGAGGUCAUUGGGUAGCGAUUGGUAUGGUGGAAACAGACAAGGGAUGAUAACCGGGUUGGGAGCGUUGGGAGAUAAUUCAAAGAAUAAUCAUAAUCAACAUGAUCAAAGUAAUUUGAACAACGGUGGUGUCAUAGUUCAUCAUCAACAUGAUAAUCAGAUUCCUAGCAUUAAUGCCGAUUCAGCUGCAGCCAUGCAACUUUUCCUCAUGAACCCACAAACCACAACCAGAUCACCUUCCCCUCCGUCCCAUCACACCACACCCACUCCUCCUUCGUCUUCUUCGACGCUUCACAUGCUUCUUCCUAAUCCUAAUCCCAAUACUUCCCUACAAGGCUUCCAUGGUGGUGGUGGUGGUACCUUCAACCAAAUCACAUGGGCCCCUGACAGUGCUCAAGAAGCUCAAGGCCUCUCUUUAUCCUUAUCCUCUUCGUUACAGCACCUGGAAGCCGCGAAAGCCGAGGAAUUGAGGAUGGGAGAAAGUGGUUUCCUCUUUUACAACCAAGGAGUUGGUGGUGGUCCUUCAUCUUCCUCUUCUUCUGCUCAGUAUCCUUACAAGAAUCUCCCUGGCCAUCACCAACAACACCAAGCAUUGCAUAUUCAAGGACCCAUUGGGUUUGGAUCAUCAUCUUCGUCUUUGGGUCUAGUCAACGUCCUCAGGAAUUCCAAGUAUGUCAAGGCCGCUCAGGAGUUGCUUGAAGAGUUCUGCAGCGUUGGGAGGGGUCAGUUCAAGAAAAACAAGUUCACUAGGCAGCUCUCAAACCCUAGCUCCAAUCAAGGUGGCGCCGCCGCCGCUUCUUCAUCUUCUUCAAAGGAACUGCCUCCUUUGUCAGCUUCUGAUAGGAUCGAGCAUCAAAGGCGGAAGGUCAAGCUUCUCACCAUGCUUGAUGAGGUGGACCGUAGGUACAGUCACUACUGCGAGCAAAUGCACAUGGUGGUGAACUCGUUCGACCUGGUGAUGGGGUACGGGGCGGCGGUACCGUACACGGCGCUGGCGCAGAAGGCGAUGUCGCGGCACUUCCGGUGCCUGAAGGAUGCAAUAACGACGCAGUUGAAACACAGCUGCGAGGUACUUGGAGAGAAGGAAGGGGUGGGGACGACGGGGCUGACGAAGGGGGAGACGCCGCGGCUGAAGAUGCUGGAGCAGAGCUUGAGGCAGCAGAGGGCGUUCCACCAAAUGGGGAUGAUAGAGCAGGAGGCUUGGAGACCCCAAAGAGGCUUGCCUGAACGAUCUGUCAACAUUUUGAGAGCCUGGCUCUUCGAGCAUUUUCUUCACCCGUACCCAAGCGAUGCAGAUAAGCAUCUCUUAGCAAGACAGACUGGGUUAUCAAGAAAUCAGGUGUCAAACUGGUUUAUUAAUGCCAGGGUUCGGUUGUGGAAACCCAUGGUUGAAGACAUGUACCAACAAGAACUCAAAGAAGCAGAGAGUACAAUAGCAGAAGAAGAAGACGACAAUGAAGGAGAAAGCAACAACAAUAGUGGCAAUCAUGUACAAACGCCACUACCACCAUCAUCAACAACUACAACACCACCACCACUUCAAUUAUCAUCGUCAACACCAACAAGUAAUAAUAACAACAAUGUUAAUAAAAGAUCAGAUAUUAUCAUCAAUGCUCAAGAUAGUAACCCUUCAUUAGCAGCAAUUAAUAGACAAGGCUUAGAAAUUCAAGCAAAGCAGCCUGCUACAAGUUCCACCGCCAUCACCACCGUCACCCCACCUGUAGUGUCACAGUGUUUUGACUCAGAGCACCUACUAAAUGAGGAUACGUGUGGCCAUGGAAGCAUAGUGAGUGCAGAAUAUGGAACCCCUUCUGGUGUUGCUGCAAUGACUGAGAUAGGGUCUUCUUCAAGUACUCUCAUCAGGUUUGGGACUACAGCUGCACCCGGCGACGUGUCACUCACGCUAGGGCUACGACACACUGGGAACAACUCCUUUCUCCAUUAGGAAUCGGUGGAAACUCAGGUACAGUCGACUUCACGUGAAGUUGAUAGCUGAGAGCUUUAGAUGAAAAUUUAGUCAAAUUAGUCAAAUCAUCUAACAGCUUUCAACUAUCAACUUCAGGUGAAGUGAAUUGCACCUGAGUUUUCACCUUAGAAAUUUUGGAGGCAUUUAAGAAAAAACAAAGGAAACUAAAAACUCAGCCUUAUAUUAUUAAAAUUAUACUUCACAUGAUGAUGAGUUGAUGAUAGUACACAUAGGAUAUGAGACUUUGUUAUAUAUUAUAUGAUAUUGUGAAAAGAAAACUAAAAAUCAUUUUUCCCA